Messenger RNA from Penicillium subrubescens, 1773 nucleotides. RefSeq names its product FMN-dependent alpha-hydroxy acid dehydrogenase. Gene Ontology annotation, molecular function: oxidoreductase activity; heme binding. The transcript has 5 exons. The record is from RefSeq and is a predicted model, not a curated record. NCBI's taxonomy places the organism in Eukaryota, Fungi, Ascomycota, Eurotiomycetes, Eurotiales, Aspergillaceae. The coding region runs from base 102 to 1553 and encodes 483 amino acids.
AACCUCCGUCGGCUCAUCUCGCAAGAACUCCGAGCUUUAAAUAGAGCCCGAUCUGACAUUUACCUGCAUUCACCUCUAAUCACAAUCGCAGAUUCCUCAAUAUGGGAAAGGCAUUCGACGCCGCAGAAGUGGCUAGACACAACACUAGCAAGAGUUGCUGGGUUGUACUCUAUGGAAAGGUGUACGAUGUAACCGACUUUGUCUCCGACCAUCCUGGGGGUGCAAAUGUUAUCCUCAAAUUGGCAGGCAAGGAUGCAACUGAGGAAUUCGACCCGGUUCACCCUUCCGGUACGCUUGAAGAGAAUCUCAAACCCGAGGCGUUCCUGGGAACAAUCGAUCCAGCAACGAUAAGCAAGGCGGAGCCGCACUCUGGGGCUUCAGGGAAGACCGAAGAGUACCCUCCUGUUCAAAGCCUCCUCAACAUGGACGAAAUCGAAGAACUUGCCACGAAGAAAGUGAACAAGAAAACAUGGGCGUACUAUUACUCGGCCGCCGACGACAAGAUCACCAAGCGCUUUAAUACAGAGGCUUUCCGCUCGAUUCUCUUGCGACCCAGGGUCUUUAUUGACUGCACUAAAUGUAAUCUUGGGACGAAGUUGCUAGGCAAUCAGGUAUCUAUGCCUAUCUACGUCUCGCCGGCUGCCCAGGCACGACUGGGGCACCCAUCAGGCGAAGCUGGUAUUGCCGAAGUGUGCGGUAGUUUCGGGGCUCUGCAAAUUAUUUCCAAUAGCGCUUCUAUGACGCCGGAGCAGAUUGUUGCAAAUGCUGCACCUGGACAAGCGUUCGGCUGGCAGUUAUACGUGCAAGACGAUCGAAGCAAAAGCGAAAAGAUGAUCGCUCGUGUGAACAAACUAAGUGCGAUCAAGUUCCUCGUUCUGACGCUCGAUACACCAGUGAUGGGCAAGCGCGAAGAUGAUCAGCGCAGUGGUAAUGUCAUCAAUGAAAUUACUGAGUUUUCAUCCCCCGAAGGCUCAAAGGAAGCGCUCGAGAAGCAAGUCUUCGCGGGAAUGGAUCCAUCUCUCACAUGGACUGAGACUCUUGCCUGGUUAGAAAAGCACACCAGUCUGCCAAUCGUUCUUAAGGGCAUUCAGACCCAUGAAGAUGCUUAUAUUGCCGCGUUGCAUCGAUCUCGGGUGAAGGGAAUCAUCCUCUCCAAUCACGGAGGUCGAUCGCUUGAUACAUCACCUCCAGCUGUGCACACGCUGCUUGAGAUGCGCAAAUAUUGCCCCGAGGUCUUUGACAAAGUUGAAGUCUGGAUUGAUGGCGGUGUCAGAAGGGGAACAGACGUUGUGAAGGCCCUUUGCCUAGGCGCCAAAGGUGUCGGUAUCGGUCGGCCACCGUUGUGGGGAUUGGCUGCCGGAGGCGUACACGGUGUGAAGAGAACAUUGCAGAUCCUGGCUGACGAGACCAAAACUUGCAUGCGACUACUUGGUGUGGAAAGACCUGACCAGCUUGGAAUACAGCAUAUCAACACCCGGUUGUUGGAGCAGCAGGUGUACGAUGGUCCCUCUGGCCUUGGAGCUUAUCGAGCACAGUACUCGUCAAAGCUCUAGAAUAGCGACUUGUGGUAGAUUUUUUUCCACAGCAUUCGUGGGGCCUGGAUGUUCAGUCCCUAGAUACAAGUCCUUCCAAAAGCAUUUGGGCCCUUGAAUAUUGCCACAUUUGCAUGAUCAUAUAGUCAUACUUGUGAAGCCAGCUUAAUCUCCACAUUUUGCAAUUAAGACACAUGCGUCUCAUCUGUGAUAGAAAUAAGAAGAGACGCUCUCCACAAAG